Messenger RNA from Mizuhopecten yessoensis (Yesso scallop), 2557 nucleotides. Its product is annotated as solute carrier organic anion transporter family member 2A1-like. The record is from RefSeq and is a predicted model, not a curated record. NCBI's taxonomy places the organism in Eukaryota, Metazoa, Mollusca, Bivalvia, Pectinida, Pectinidae. The transcript has 10 exons. Gene Ontology annotation, biological process: transmembrane transport; sodium-independent organic anion transport. Gene Ontology annotation, cellular component: membrane. Gene Ontology annotation, molecular function: protein binding. The coding region runs from base 476 to 2434 and encodes 652 amino acids.
GACAACCUCAAAUUCACAUGGCACGCUGAUAAUUGUGUUAAGACAUAUUUGACGAAACAAUACACAUUGAAUAUAUGUUUUUACUAUCUUCGCAAAUAUAACCCACAUUAUAAAGUCAACGCCAAGAGAAAAAAGUCGAAAAAUAAAUAUUCGCGAAAAUUAUUUGAUUUGAAGUAUGAUUUCCAACAUGCUGCAGGUCAAAAUAUAAUGUACGCUUGUGUAACAUUCGGCGAUAAUAACUAAUACAAUUUGUAAGGUCGGACAGACGCUUUAAUCAAGACGCGAGUGAUUAGAUAGGAGCAUGGCGUUGAUCUGCUAGACAUUGGACGUUGAAAACAUACAACAGGUUUCUAUAGAAGGGUUGUCAUGUAAAUUUUGUGAAAAAAUGACAUAACAAGACUCGUUUUUGGAUCGACCACACAUAUAAGGAAAAGCUCUCAAAGUUAAGGACACCGAGAAGGAAAAGUUGUGCGGGAUGGCGUCAUGUCGACCCAAAAGACUGAACUGUUGUUCAAAUCUCGCGGGAUUCACGUUCCUUUUCGGGAUGACAGCACUGAUGACGUCGACAUGUAGUACGUAUAUGUCGUCACAGUUGACAACGCUAGAGAAAUAUUUCGGAUUUUCUAGCUCUCAGAGCGGAUUCCUUCUGAGUUGUAAUGAUAUUGGAUUUCUCACUACCACGUUGAUUGUAAGCCAUUUUGCAAGAAAAAUCCAUAUCCCUAGAGUACUAAGUGUGUCGACAAUGUUUUUCGGAGUGGCUGCAAUCGUUUGUUCGAUAGCUUAUUUUGGAUCAAUUUCUGAAAAGAAUCGUCCAAGCUUUUUGAUAAAAUCAUCCAAUGCUGAUAUACUUGGCUUAAACACAUCGUUGUCAAAUAUGUCGAUGUUCUAUGGGCAAUCACAACAAAUAUGCGAUGGAAAUAGAACCGGAACAGGAAAUUUAACUAACGCAUGCGCGGACGAAAUUUCCACAGAGUCUGGCAAAAUCGGCGCACCUAACAGGUUUACGAAGACGGCAUUUGCAAUCAUAGCUGUUGGGUUGAUCCUUCAGGGUAUAAGUAAAUCACCCAGAUCGCCUCUGAUGUCCACCUAUAUUGAUGAUAACGGCACCAAAACUAAAACAGCUCUCUACGUAGGAAUAAUUUCCAGCAUGGGCAUUUUCGGCCCCGCAAUCGCUUUUGGUCUCGGCGGUCUCUUCACCAGGAUCUACGUCACGCUUGAAGACGUGCCGAUCUCGCCGUAUCAUCCCCGAUGGAUAGGAGCUUGGUGGAUUGGAUUCCUCCUUUUCGGCUGUCUGUCUAUUCUUGCUAGUCUUCCGCUGCUAUGUUUUCCGCGCAGACUCAGACCACCAGUUGUUUUGAAACACAAGAAUACGACGUUUAACUUCAAAGACUUCAUGAAAGACCUCUAUGAGCUAAUUCGGAACCCGGUGUAUAUGCUGAUGAUUCUCUGUGGCUGCUUCGAUAUUUUUGCGGUGUCGGCCUUCAUCUCAUUUACGCCGAAAUAUCUGGAGACUCAGUUUGCACUUCCGGUUUGGCUUGCAAAUAUAUUAAUGGGAAUGCUUGGAAUUUUGUCUGCUGGAAUUGGUACGCUGGUUGGUGGAGUUAUAGUGUCAAAGUUCAAGUUUUCACCUUUGACCUGUCUCAAGUGCACUAUGGUAACAAACGCAAUUUUUGCUCUCGCCAAUUCUACCACCUUUUUUCUCGGUUGUUCCAAUCCACGGAUCGUCAACUACAACAACCAGAUGGAUACAAACAGUAGUUGUGCUGCGCAAUGUAACUGUGACGUCAUGGACUAUUUUCCGUUAUGUGGGUCAGAUGGACAGAACUACUUUUCUCCGUGCCAAGCCGGAUGUACUGGUAAAGACCAGCUUCUUUACACGAACUGCGCAUGUGUCAGCGGUAACGCAACAGCCACACCUGGUCUGUGCCCUUCUGACUGUAACACAUGGAACCUGUACGGUUUUUUAGCGAUGUCUUUUAUCGGUUCCUUCGUGGCCUGCAUCGGUAUAAUGCCUGGAUUUAUCUUUGUGAUAAGAAGUGUAAAUGACAGACAAAAACCACUGGCUCUCGGACUGGGCUCAUUCCUGUAUUCUAUACUCGGGUGGCUGCCGGCGCCGAUGAUAUUUGGUAGCAUAGUAGACUCUUGUUGUAAAGUUUGGAGUUCAAGAUGCCAAGAGCAAGGCGCAUGCGCAAAAUAUGACAUAGAAGACUUCCGGAUUAAACGGUCAUCAUUUGAAAUCCUCUGUAACCUCAUGGUGAUUAGUAUACAAUGUGUGGUACUCUUUCUUGCCCGGAGGAAGAAGGACUGGAGUACGGAGGACAAAUCAGGCGAUAUUGGUUUACACGAGACAGAUGGUCCGAUGGGGAAUCAACGAAACAAUUUCGAACGCGCUCCUUUCAUAGACCGAAUUUAUAAAGUACAGAAAAAUCAGUAAUUAACAACUGUUUGAACAUUAGAUGUAAAAGACUUUUUUCGUAUUUAACUAGAAUUUAACAGUUGAAUAAUGUACUUGCUAUUAUAGGCCAUUUUGAAGAAUAAAAGUCAUGGCUCUUUUUCU